Messenger RNA from Athalia rosae (coleseed sawfly), 4185 nucleotides. Its product is annotated as transcription factor sox-3-like. The transcript is spliced from 2 exons. Gene Ontology annotation, biological process: regulation of DNA-templated transcription; anatomical structure morphogenesis; cell differentiation. The coding region runs from base 3382 to 4128 and encodes 248 amino acids. NCBI's taxonomy places the organism in Eukaryota, Metazoa, Arthropoda, Insecta, Hymenoptera, Athaliidae. Gene Ontology annotation, molecular function: RNA polymerase II cis-regulatory region sequence-specific DNA binding; DNA-binding transcription factor activity, RNA polymerase II-specific. The record is from RefSeq and is a predicted model, not a curated record.
CUUCCAGCAGAGUUGUAGCAAAACGUUGACAACCGGAUGAAACUCUGAUAUACAUAUUUGCGUGCUACACACCUCUUCUGUCAGGUGAAAAGCAAAAAGAAGCAAGUAGAGAAAUUCCGACGGUACAACAUACGACAGAAAUAUCACGUGUUACAAAUCGACUGCCGCAUCAAAGGACAAGUAUUUUAACGAUGUUCGGCUUUUUUGCAAUCGUUCGAUCCGAAAAUCGAGAGGGAUCUUUUUAUCUCGUUCUUCUUUUGGCACGAAAUGAGAAGGUGAAACAAUACGAUCCGAUGAUCCACGUUUUUCUCGAAGAUCCGGAGCAAUUAUUUCUUGGAUCGACAUCGGAUGAAAAUAAAUAAAAAUAAAGACAAUUGGAAAAGAGGAAAUAAUGAUAAUUCGCUUUCGGGGAAUUCACCUAAUAUUUCGAAAAGGUUCAAUUAGUUAAUUACGGGUUGAUAAGCGUGCUUCGAAGCGUUUCAAUCCGUUGGAAAACGCGCUCCACGCUAUAUCGUACGUAUACAUACAUAUGUACGUAAAUACCUGUCCUAUAAUAACCGGUUUGAAUCGCAAGUGCGUAUGGGGUAUACCUGAAUCAUACACGUGCGCAUAUACGUACGUAUGCGAGUCGUAUGUACAAUGAUAAAACCGUAUAUACCUAGGUGUAAAUACAACGUGUACCGACGUAUACGUAUAGGUGUACGCGUAUAGCGAGGGAUAGAAGGUUUACCGGUUACCACCCCCCUGUUGCUGCAGCGAGCGAGUAACCAACUCGGGCGUGGCUUGUUAUGUGUUUAUGGCAAUUAUCCACGGAUUACCUUAUUAUUCCACUUUAAGCGCGUUUCAGGAUGUGGAAAACGAGUAAUUCGAAUCAAAGGCGAGACCUACGGAGCUGUGUACGAGCCGCGUCACCUUGUACUUCAACGGUUAGAAACGGGAGAGAGAGAGAGAGAGAGAGAGAGAGAGUAAAGGUGAAAAACGAAAAAAAAAAAAAAAGAGAAAAAGUAUAUGAAAAAGAAAGAGAACGAAUAGCUGAACGCGGGGGACAUUUAUUAAAAAUAAUUAUGUCAUUGUCCGACACAGCGACGGGUAAUUCCGACUCCCUCGCCUUGAUAAAAACGAGAAGAAAAAUAUAAAUGAAGAAAUAUCGGAUCGAUGUCGAUUUUGACCUCUUAUCUUCGUUGAAAUAAUAGAAGUAAAACGCUUUUUUCAAUAUUAACAACGUAUAUUUGCAGGUGUAUUACUUGUCAAUAUUGAAAUUCGAUGAAUAUUUUUCAAAACACCCCAUGAGUUGAAUGAAGUAUAAAUACGCAUGUUGAUAAUAGUUAUAGUCGCAAUUUUCUCUUUGCUUUAUUCGUCCCCAGGUGGAAUUUAGCGCGUUACACCGGGGCGUUGGUGCAGGUGCGGCGUUAGGGGUGAAAAUCAAAGUGUCGAAUGUGAGAGUUGAAGGUGCAACGCGCGGUGCAGCGAAAUAUACUAUAAAUAAAUACACCGCGUGUAUUACGCGCGCGUAGUCUAGUUAAUGCGCGAGUUUGCUGUACACUAUACAUAUUAUUAUAACAAAUACGCACGUGUGUAAGCGGUGCGUACACGUAUAUCGUUGCGGGUUAAUCUGGGUUCACUUUGCAGGGGGUUAUAUUUCACCGCACGUGCACAACGACGAUGGUACGACAGGUAUAAUUAUUGAACCUAAUUACUAAUUAGAUUCUUAAAAAAACCGCGUUGCGAAAAUUCAAGUUUUUUUUUUACGCCUCUUCGUGAUACUGAUAUAAAAAGAGAAAAAGCAAAAGAAAAUAAGCGGAAGACAAAGUGAAAAAGAAAUGAUUUUUUUUUCAUUCAAUUUCUCGCCUCCAAAAAUUGUAAUUAUAAUAAUGAGGAAAUCUUUCGCUUGGCGGACAUGGUUUUUUUUUCACCUCCUAUUCAAUCGACUUUUAGGCGCGCCACGAUUUCGGAUCUCACGACAUCCCCUAAAAAGUCGAAAAUAUCGUAGGUAGUUAUAAAUAUAGCACGAGAAAUUUAAUACAGCGAUCGGAGAUAGAUACUCUCGAAUGCAAGAAUAAUAUAAGGGAAGGUAUAUUGUCAAGGGUGUAAGGCGGGAUGCUGUGACAACAUGAUAAGGCUGUAGAAAUGCGGUAGCUAUAAUGCACGGGGUGUUGUAUACGUACAACACCGACGGAAAUCACAUGCACAUACAUUGUUACGCCCUACUACCGAUAUACUAGGUGUAUAACGGGUGUGAUCUUUCCUCUCUUCGCGAUUCCAUCGCAUCAGAGUCGAAAACUUUCUGGAACCACGACUAAAAAUUUCCACCGAAUGAUAAUAACAAAUUCGGAGACUCUCUCCUCAAUUUUCCAUUCGAAUAAAGAAAAAUGAAAACCUCAAGAAUCUCGAGAUCUAUGCGGCGACGAUUUGUGUGUUUUUUUUUUUUGUUUUUUUUUAAACCAAUUUAUUUCUUUAUUUUUUCGUGUUCUAUGAAUCACUCCGGUGCAGCUAUACAAGCGCUUACGAUUCGCAGUCUGAUGGAAGACUAUUUUCUAGUAUAUAGGUAUAUAUAAACGGGACGUCAAACGCAUCGCGAGUAUAUAUAUAUAACACAAUAUAAGGGGGAGGAUUAUAUCGAGGUGGUGGUUUUGUCGAAGGGGUGCCCCCUCGGCAAAUCCUAUUCUACACACUUCUGCAGUGUAUAACAGCUCAACAGAUUUCAUUUAAUUUCAAUUAAGCUCCACGGAUUGCAUACGAUUUAACACCCGACGAUUCUGCAUUCUCAUCCCCCGUUAUACGACUACGUGGAAUUACGCGGGUAUAAUCUGAAAAUUAUGUAUAUAUAUGUCGGUGCGCGUCGAACGUUGAAUCGAAUUUUCAAAAUGUGUACAGCGUUUGUUACGGUGUUUUUUGUUUUGUUUUUUUUUUGUUCGAAUUUUGAAUUUUGAAAAUAGAUUACCUAAAUGAGUUAAUUUCGAUUCAUUAUUACGUAUUCAGUGUUAUUUUCUUGCCCCGCAAUUAGAGCGGUCGAAUGUAAUACAGAUUGGAUAACAAAGCUUGAAUAAUCUAACGAUAGAAAAUGAUCACAUAACGAAACGAUUGUUGAAAAAUUGUUUCUCUUUUGUGUGUGUGCGUGUGUGUGUGUGCUACGCCUAUACCACACGUAUGAUGAUAUUCCGGAAUUAUAUAGGAUCGUCGACAUAGACGUAGGUGAUGAUAAUAGGUGCGACCGAAGUUUUGCUUUAGUACAAAACGAACCGUCGUGUACGGUAGAAAUGUAGUUGGAAAAAUAACGUACAAUAUAACCGUAACUGAAAUUUUUCUUUGCGAAGAAAAAAAGCGGAGCUCAGAAAGUUUUAUUCAACGUUUAAAAAUCGCGUGCGAAUGUUGGUUUGAGCCAUGCUUCAUCAUCAUCAUCCUCAAUUUACCCGAGAGUCGAAUACCGCUAAAUGCAAUCCUCCGGUUUCGAAGAGCGCGUCCUUUAAAUCGAUCGAGUCGAAUGUGAGCGGCGUUAACAACGUCAACGAAGGUUUGCCCCGAAAUUGCGAUUCCACGAAAGAACUCCACGUGAAAAGACCGAUGAACGCGUUCAUGGUGUGGUCGAGAUUGCAGCGUAAAAAAAUCGCCGAGAAAUAUCCGAAGAUGCACAACUCGGAGAUAUCCAAGAGACUGGGUGCCGAAUGGAAAAUUUUGAGUGAACAAGAAAAACGACCUUUCAUCGACGAGGCCAAAAGACUCAGAAUACAACACAUGAGGGAUCAUCCGAACUACAAGUACAGACCCAGAAGGAAGCAAAAAAUUCAAUUGAAAAAUAUUCACAAACCGAAUCUGCACGCGAAUUUUCCGUUCGUCGAUCCGAUCGAGUUGAGGAGGUACUAUCAGCCGGCUAAUUUCGAGUAUCCCAAAUACUCUGGUAAUAUUUAUCAAGAAUCUCCUCCCCUCCCGAGUUACUCGACGUUGUCUUCGGGUUCGGCAGGAAUUACAAGUGCAACUUUAGGUUAUCAGCAACAACAACAGCAACAACAUCAUCAACAGCAAUUGAUUCGUGCGGCAGGAGUUUACGCCUCGGCCUGUACCGAUCUGAAUACCGGUACAUCCAUAAUCGAUUACAAUCGUUAUCAAAAUAAUCCCACAUAUUUUCUAUGAUCGAAACCUGAAAGGAAGGGGGAUGAGGAGGGGGCGAGAAAUGAAAAAAAAAAAGAA